UCCCUGUCCUCCAACGCUCGCCGGGCUUGUGUCUAGGUAUCUGCCCAUUACCAAAUACUCAACAACAACGCUUUGCUUUGGAUCGCCUCACUUUGGACAGUGUGGUCGCCUUCUUCUUCUCGACCCUUCUAGAUUGUGAGCUGCGAGGCUCUCCUGAGUCCUUGGAGCCCCCGCUCCGAAAUAUCGCCAAUUAUCCUUCCGCACCGCCAGAUACCCUGCUCAUAGGUCCGGUACUGAAAUCUCAAGGAACGUUCAUAUUUUCUGCUUCAACGCUGGUCGAUAUUUCCUGGUCCUUCUUAUCAUACUAUAUACCUCUAUCUCUAAGAUAAUUCCCUUGCUAUCACAUUCACAAUAAUGGCCGGUCAAUCGAAACCCGCGCUCUCACCCUGGGGAAGUGCCGUUGCCGGUGCCACCGGUGCCGUUCUAGCGAACGCCUUAGUCUACCCUCUCGAUCUUGUCAAGACCAAGCUUCAGGUGCAGGUGAAGAAAGCAAGCGAUUCCAAAGAUGGGGGUUCCGACGACACUGUCCACUACAAGUCGACUUUGGAUGCCAUCAACAAGAUCGUCGAGAAGGAAGGAAUCGAGGGCUUAUAUUCCGGAAUCGCCGGCUCGCUGAUUGGUGUGGCGUCUACCAACUUCGCCUACUUUUACUGGUACACCGUGGUGAGGUCCUUCUACAUGGCAUCCAAUAGAGUGCCUAAACCUCCGGGAACUGCCAUUGAACUCUCCCUCGGUGCCGUGGCAGGCGCAGUCGCCCAGAUCUUUACCAUCCCCGUCGCUGUUAUCACCACAAGGCAACAGACACAACCUAAGGGAGAGAGGAAGGGCCUGAUUGAGACGGGGAAGGAGGUCGUCGAGAGUGAAGAUGGCUGGUCUGGACUAUGGCGAGGACUGAAGGCUAGUUUGAUCCUGGUGAUCAAUCCCGCAAUUACCUACGGUGCCUACCAGCGUCUAAAGGACGUCCUCUUCCCAGGCAAGAACAACCUGAAGCCUUGGGAAGCUUUCCUCCUCGGUGCUCUCUCCAAGGCGAUGGCCACAAUCGCGACUCAACCAUUAAUCGUGGCCAAGGUUGGUCUCCAAUCCCGGCCACCCCCGGGCCGCGAAGGAAAGCCCUUUAAGACUUUUGGUGAAGUCAUGCGGUAUAUUGUUCAAAAUGAAGGUCCUUUGUCCCUUUUCAAGGGAAUUGGACCUCAAAUCUUGAAGGGACUGCUUGUGCAAGGCUUCUUGAUGAUGGCCAAGGAGAGGGUCGAACUCAUCUUCGUGCUUCUGUUCGCAUACCUGCGUAAAAUCAGAGAGCAAAAGCUCAAGAAGGUUGUGGACUCUGCUGCGUCGACAGCCAAGACCAGUCUUCCAGCGACGCUCAAAUAGACACGAAUACGCCUCGACACGUUAAUACCGCUUAUCUCUUGUACGAAUUCCUUUCAUUCUGUGGCGCACCGGUUGUGAAUACACUCUAUUGUCAGGUUCUGGUUUGAUGACCUAAGAUACUUAGUUGUCAAUGUCGAUACAUAAUGGCAGCAUGACUAUUAGAACGUACAAAUACAUCAGAG
Aspergillus sclerotioniger CBS 115572 is the source of this 1550-nucleotide messenger RNA. Its product is annotated as putative peroxisomal carrier protein. The coding region runs from base 355 to 1368 and encodes 337 amino acids. NCBI's taxonomy places the organism in Eukaryota, Fungi, Ascomycota, Eurotiomycetes, Eurotiales, Aspergillaceae. Gene Ontology annotation, biological process: transmembrane transport. The transcript is spliced from 4 exons. The record is from RefSeq and is a predicted model, not a curated record.